AUGCACUCGGCCAACGAGCAAUGUGAAUACAUCAAUUUCACUGCGCUUUACCUCGACACUACAAGCACACGCACAAACACAAGUGAAGACUGCUCCAAGCCCCACACUGCCACCCCUCUCUGCUUUACCGGCGCGUGUCUUGCUCAGAUCUCUGCUCGUCUCUACGAUAUCGUCGAAGAGAUUCCUCCUCACCCCGGCGCUUUCGUUGAUGUCCUUCCUCUCCAAACCUAA
Molecule: messenger RNA, 231 nt
Organism: Penicillium verrucosum
Lineage: Eukaryota; Fungi; Ascomycota; Eurotiomycetes; Eurotiales; Aspergillaceae
Exons: 1
Coding region: 1-231 (76 amino acids)
Source: RefSeq, a predicted model, not a curated record